GAUAGUAUGCAGUUCAUAGUCUUCCUAAAGAUCUACUAGAAUCUCGAAAAUAUGGAAAAACUCAAGUGGUCUGAACGGCUGUUCGGAAAAAAACUCAUUAAAUGCGAGACUUUGAACAAUAAUUCUAACAAUUUUGAUUUGGUUUCUACGAGUGAAAUGCUAGAUGUCGCGAGCAUAACGGGUGUUUAUUUUUCAUUCGCUAACAUCAAUUUACAGAGUGAUGAGUUUAUUAAUAAGUUGAAAGACCUGUACGUAAGACUGAAAAAUGAGAGUUGUAAUGAAGAAAAGAAGUUCGAAGUGAUACAGGUCGUUAUGUGGGCCCACAACGAUAAUUAUGGAGACAUCGAGAGCAGCCAUCGCGAAAAUCUAAUGGGGUUGCCCUGGUUUGCCAUGCCUUUUAGUGAGAUUGAUUUGAAGACCAGACUAUCGAGAAGAUACAGAAUAAAAUCAGGAGUACCAACAUUAGUCCUACUCGGUCGAGAUGGCAUUACUGUCAGCGUGUCGGCCCAAGAGAAACUUUUAGAGGACCCCAGCGGUGCAAACUUUCCUUGGAGACCACGUCCAGUGGAACAGGUUUUAAAAGACGUAGUAUUACAACCAGGAGGAACUUUUUAUUCGGAACAUAAAAAUUUUACCAAAGAAGACAUUCGGUAUGAAGUUUUACCAGAUGGAGUAAAAGGAUUCUAUUUUUCAGCUAACUGGUGUCCUCCAUGUCGCGCAUUUACCCCACAACUAGCAGAAAUCUACAGGAUAAUAAGGAAAAAGGAGCCAAACUUUGAAAUUGUAUUUGUCAGUAGCGACAGAAGCGCUGAAUCCUUUCGUGCCUACGUUGAAUCGAUGCCAUGGGUGGCUGUACCGUUCCAACAGUCCGCUGUACGAGCUGAGCUAGCUCAGCUUUACGGUAUCAGAGGAAUACCAACUUUGUUGCUUCUAGAUAGUAACGGACAUAUCAUUACUAUGGAUGCUAGGACUGAAUUGGCGGAGGAUCCAUCUGCCCAGUACUUUCCAUGGAAACCUAGACCUGUGAAUAUUUUGACAGAACGAUACCUUACAAGAUUGUAUGAUUUUCCUGCUAUCGUACUGUUUGUCGAUGGUGAAGAGACAGAAGUUCAAUUCGCUGAAUCAGUUCUCUACCCAGCAGCAGAAACCUACUACAAAACGAACAAUAUAAACUUCAAUGCUGGCCAAGAAGACUUUUUUCUCAGUCUAGAAGACGACCCGUGUCUUCAGUUCCUCAUAGCGGUGGACAGUGAAACUUCCGACGUUCUUAGAGACAUAGUAGGCUUGGACGAUGUGUUGCCUCUUUUGGUAGCCAUAGAUUUACCUAAAAAGAGAGUGGCCAUCAUGGAAUAUGGUAUUGAAAUCACGAAUGAUACUGUAAAUGAGUUUGUUCUGAAAAUGUUGAACAACGAUCUCCAAUUCAUAGAUAUCAUUGAUGAUAAGGUUGAAGCUACAAAGAAUCGUUAAAACGUUUUGUAACGUUUGUAUUUUUUUGUAGUAAAAAAAAGUUAGAAGAAAUAUGUAUCAUCAUAAUAGACUACAUUAAGAAAAACAUUGUUUUAGGUAAAGAAUAAUUAUUAUGUAUCUAUUGUACUAAAUUAUUUUGUCUGUCAAAAAAUGAGCGCCAUGGAUUUUCAAAAUUUGUCAGAGUUCACCGUAAAAAAAAGAG
Messenger RNA from Psylliodes chrysocephalus, 1669 nucleotides. The record is from the annotation of a GenBank genome assembly. Lineage: Eukaryota; Metazoa; Arthropoda; Insecta; Coleoptera; Chrysomelidae.